AUGACCUUUCAUCAUCGUAAAAGUGGGUACAAUUAUGUGUCAGUCUAUUCAUAUCUAUCUAUCUAUCUAUCUAUCUGUCUGUCUGUCUGUCUGUCUGUCAAACUCAUUCUGUUAACAUCUAAGACUGUGUGUAUCAGUCAGUCUAUUCAUAUCUAUCUAUCUAUCUAUCUAUCUAUCUAUCGAAUCAUUUAUUGUUCGCUGCAUCUUAUUCAAUCAAUUUCUUCUUCAUCAUCUUCCUCUUUCUUUCUUUCUUUCUUUCUUUCUUUCUUUUUUUCAUUCUUUUUCUUCUUCUUCUUCUUCUUCUUCGUCGUCGUCGUUGUCGUCGUCGUCGUCGUCUUCGUCGUCGUCUUCUUCUUCUUCUUCGUCGUCUUCUUUCUUUCUUUCUUUCAUUUUUUUCUUUUCCGUCUUCUUCUUCUUCUUCUUCUUCUUCAUUUCUUUUUUUUCUUUCCUUCUUUUUCUUUUUUACAUUUCAUUUUUAAUCCAUCACCUUAUUCUUCUUUUUCAAUUAAUGUGUCUCAUUCCACUUCUUCUUCUUCUUCAUCUUCUUCUUUUUCUUCUUCUUCUUCUUCUUUUUCUUCUUCUUCUUCUUCUUCAUUUUAUUCUUAG
Messenger RNA from Acanthosepion pharaonis, 606 nucleotides. NCBI's taxonomy places the organism in Eukaryota, Metazoa, Mollusca, Cephalopoda, Sepiida, Sepiidae. The record is from the annotation of a GenBank genome assembly.